AUGGCAACAACACCUUUGGAUCUUUAUAUUCCGUCCCUGAAUAGAACCUUGGAUAACAUGACGCUGUUGUACUGCCAACUUCCUCUCUUUGAAAUUGAAGGAUUGAGUAGAGAAAAAGUUCCUGUAUUUUCUAAUGGUCUAUGUCCUGACACGUGGUCGACAUUUGGCACGGCCUUGACAUUUCUGGUGGUGUAUGUUGUGCAAUUAGUGGCCAGUCUCGUUCUUAUUAUAUGGAAGAGAAAAAAUGGUUUCAUUGUGGCCAGAAAUCCUGUAUAUAUGGUAAUGGCCAGCUGGUCAACUGUGGUUUAUGUCUUGUUGGGUUCUAUUAGGUUUUUAGUUGGUCGGAAAAUCUUCCCAUGUGCACUUUAUACAUUUAGUUACUUUUUAUUUCCUCCUACAAUGAUUUUACCAAUCACAUUGAGAUGUACGAGGGCUUUCUUCUUGUACAAGUUGAACUUGCUCAAAACUAAACUUUUUGAAGAAAUUCCAAAGAAGGACCCACAAACUAAACCAAAAGAAAGUGAAUUAACCAAAGCCACUCCUCCAUCCUCUCUCACUAUUUCUAAUUCAGCGAUUUCUGAUAUGGACAAUACUUCAUCAAUAUUGUCCACAUCUGCUCUCAAGAUUGCGAUGGAAGAACCAGAAGACGAAUUCACAAAUUCAACUAGAAUCUCAGAUCUCUCACAAAAGAAAGACUUUCGUCUAUUGAAAGUCUACGAGUUUCUUUCUGGAAAGAAAAUCAUGACUAUUGCCUACUUGACUGGUUUUGCAUUGAGUAUUGGAACUUGGUUACUGUUUGGAGUCAUUGAGGAAGCUGCCUAUUCGAAUGAUCCUAAUCCAGAAAAGAAGAGAAUCUUUCUCAUAGAAGGAGGAAUGUUAGUUUUCACAGUUGGUUGUUCAGUAACCAUCACCGCUGUUCUUAUCAUUGCCAUUUUGUGUUUGAUUCUUAUUGUUUUUGAGGUUUCGUUUUUAAUUUUACUUUUCAAAUCAGAUCGUGACACUUGGAAUAUCAAGAAGGAAACGUUUGUGCAAUUGAUCUUCCAGAUAUUGGUUGGAAUUCUAUUUAUUGUGCUGAGUCAAUUGCAUGAUUUUGAUACAAUGAUUGAUUACAUGUGGCCUUACGCUAAUGUUAUAUUUUAUUACUUGUUGAUUGACAAUUUCAUUUGUACCAUAUUGCCUAUCAUUUAUGCAAUUAGAAAGGAUAGGAAAGAUUCCAAUUUUAAUCAGAAUGUGGAUAAGGUGGAAGAGAAAUCAGAUUUGGAACGAAUUUUGAGUGAGAAGAAAACAUUUGAUGUGUUAUUGGAUUUUGGAAGAAGAAGUUAUUGCACGGAGAGUAUUUUGUGUUAUCGAGAUAUUCAAGAUUACAAAAAAUUGAAAAAGCUUGCCACAAGAAAGAAGCUUGCUAUGAGAAUAAUCAAUUCCUAUCUCAAGAAGGACUCUCCCUAUGAAUUGAAUAUGCCAAAGAUUGAACAAAGAGGUGAAGAAUUGAAAUCUAUUGUAGAAAAUAGUGAUGAAAUAUCUAGAGAUUUGUUCCAAUCGAUACAGGAACAUUGCAUGAAUGAUAUGAAAGAUGUCUUUGAAAGGCUAAAAUCAUCUAAUAAGGAGAUUCAAUCAUUAAUUACAUCAUGGAAAAGCAAUUCUCAAUCAGGUGCUGUUUCAACAGAAUUGAAUUAAUCAUUCAAGAACAACAAACAAAUCAUAACACGUUAGGUUCUCCAUUAAUUGGUAUUAUCAGCUUGAAAAUACUUUUGAAAUCGAAUGAGCAAUCUCUUUGAACGGUCGAGGUUUUGACCUGGGUGCUCAUCCAAUAUUGAACGAAUUGAACAAAAAUAAACUAUUGUUUCUUCCU
This is a messenger RNA of Naegleria gruberi, 1849 nucleotides long. RefSeq names its product RGS domain-containing protein. The transcript has 2 exons. The record is from RefSeq and is a predicted model, not a curated record. Lineage: Eukaryota; Heterolobosea; Eutetramitea; Acrasida; Naegleriidae. Bases 1 to 1674 code for a protein of 557 amino acids.